This is a messenger RNA of Blepharisma stoltei, 309 nucleotides long. The record is from the annotation of a GenBank genome assembly. NCBI's taxonomy places the organism in Eukaryota, Ciliophora, Heterotrichea, Heterotrichida, Blepharismidae.
AUGGAUUUAGGUAAAUUCUUAUUUAAGAAAUUGACUAAGUUAAUAGGGUUAGAAAUUUUAAUGGAGAUUGACCUUCUGCACCCAGAAUCAGAACAGCAAAGAAUAUGCCACAAGAAGAAGAGAUUGGUGCAAAGUCCCAAUAGCUACUUCAUGGACAUCAAAUGUUCAAGUUGUUAUGCACUAACAACUGCUUUCAGCCAUGCACAAAGCGUCAUCACAUGUGAAGGAUGCCAACAAAUACUUGCACAGCCUUCUGGAGGAAAAUGCAAGCUCACAGUUGGUUGUUCAGUAAGACGAAAGGCAGAUUAA